Molecule: messenger RNA, 2592 nt
Organism: Pestalotiopsis fici W106-1
Lineage: Eukaryota; Fungi; Ascomycota; Sordariomycetes; Amphisphaeriales; Sporocadaceae
Product: Mitochondrial escape protein 2
Exons: 3
Coding region: 1-2592 (863 amino acids)
Cellular component (GO): mitochondrial inner membrane
Molecular function (GO): RNA binding
Source: RefSeq, a predicted model, not a curated record
AUGAUUUCAAGACACGUCGGCCUCGGCCACUGGGCCCCGGCUGGACUUCAGAGGCACCGCAUAGCUUCUGCCUCUACAACAGUCACUGCAUCUCGGUUACUACGUCCCACGAUCGCUACAAGGAUCCCUUGCGCCAGAUUCGAGUCCACCACGACCACGACCACAACACCCGAGGAUACUACCGGUCAUAUUUCUGCUGCCUCUAAUGAGUCCAUUAUUUGGAUCGAUAAUCUAUUCCCACUAAAGCUCACCGGUCUACUACGAGCACCAUGGCAGAGUCCGGACAGGGACGUGUCGGAGCUUUUGAAGCGGUUCCACAACUCCAAUCUCGGAAUCAUGGAUCCCAUCAACAUGGUCAAACGAGCUAUUCCAGACAGUCUUCCCGUCAAAGUGACUGAGAUCCUGCCGAGAUUAAAAGAUGGCGGAGCGUUUGUCAAGUUUUCUCAUCCCCAAGGACUGCCAGCCAAGGAGAUUGAAGGAACAAUUUCUCAGCGCCUUCAAGACAAUCCGAUUAAACCAUUUUUCAGCCCCUUCAGAGGUAUUUCUGCAGGUCUUGUCAAGGGCGUGCCCUGGCUUGAGGAUCUGCAUCGUUUUCCUUACUCACGGCUUAAGGUUGAAUUUGUUGCUCCCAACCCGGGUGAGGAAGCGGUCGAGUUGUCACAGGAGGAUCUCUAUGUCAUUUUCCGCAAGUAUGGAAAGAUUGCCGAGAUCACUUCGCAGCCAUUUGACUCCAAGGUUCUGCCCAAGUAUGCCUACGUCGACUUUGCCUUUGUGAGAGAUGCCAUCAUGGCCCGCAACUGCCUUCACGGCUUUGUCUGCCCGUCGAAUCUCGGCGGUGGCAAGACUGGCACGAAGCUACGCAUGUCUUAUGAGCAGAAAGUAAAGGCCCACAAUAUCUGGAACUGGAUCACAAACCACCCGAGAAUAGUGAUUCCCGUUCUCGUCGCGCUUCUCACUGGUAUCACCGUGGUUGUUUUCGAUCCCAUCAGAUCCUUCUUCGUCAAGGCUCACGUGCAGAGAAAAUUCCGUUUGAGCAACAGCAAGUUGUACAGAUGGCUGAGACGCCAGACUUCAGACAUAUUCUCGUUCCGAUCAGGACACAAGGGAGAGCAGGCUGGGCUCAACGCCAUAUGGAGCCACCGAAAGGAUGUGAUUGACACAAUCCAGAAAUGGUUAAUGGAAACGGCAGAGACAUUCAUUGUCAUACAAGGCCCUCGAGGCUCUGGUAAAAAGGAACUCGUUCUAGACCAAGCGUUGAAAGGUCGGAGAAACGUCCUCGUCAUUGACUGCAAACCUAUUAUCGAAGCCCGAGGAGAAUCAGCUACCAUCAAGAAGAUGGCAGCGCAAGUGGGAUAUCGACCCAUCUUUUCAUGGGCCAAUAGCAUGAGUAGCAUGGUCGAUCUUGCCGUCCAAAGCACUACUGGAGUCAAGGCUGGGUUUUCGGAGACUCUCGAGGCUCAAUUGCAAAAGAUUCUGCAGACAACCGCUGAAGCGCUGGGCGAGAUUGACAUCUCUACUCGCACCAAGGAUGAUGUGGACGCAUCCCUACCUGUCGAUGCGUGGCUCGAAACGCACCCUGAGAAACGCUCCGUUGUCGUUAUUGACAACUUCCUCCACAAGAAUGGCGAAGGCAACACCAUUGUUUACGACAAGAUCGCCGAGUGGGCUGCUGCCCUGGUUCAAUCAAAUGUUGCCCAUGUCAUCUUCCUUACGAACGACUCUUCCUACUCAAAGUCCCUCUCGAAGUCUCUACCAGACAGAGUCUUCCGUCAGGUAGCACUGGGUGAUCUGUCUCCUGAUGUGGCCAAGCGAUUUGUUAUCAGUCACCUCGAGGGUAAUGAUGAGCCCCUGCAGGAAAUCGAGUCUGAUGAUGGCGAGGAAAAGCCCGUGGCGAAGCCCAAGAAGCACAACUUGAAGGGACUCGAUCAAUGCAUCGGAACUCUUGGGGGACGACUAACUGACCUGGAAUUCCUGGCACGGCGCCUGAAGGCUGGACAGUCGCCACAAGAAGCGGUCGAAGAAAUCACUGAUCAAUCUGCUUCCGAGAUCUUGAAGAUGUUCUUGUUGGCAGGAAAGGUAGCGGCUGAUGGUACGGGUAAAACAUGGUCUGUGGAACAAUCUUGGUACCUCGUCAAAGCACUAUCUUCAAGCGAAAAGGAGGGUCUUCGUUACCACGAGGUGCUGCGUUCCGACACGUUCGCCUCGUCCACGAGCGUUUCCGAUGGCGAAGCUGCCCUGGAGGGACUGACAAAUGCAGAACUGAUCACGGUCAAGAGCAACAAUGGCCGACCAGAGAAGAUCACACCUGGCAAGCCCGUAUACCAGGCUGCCUUUAAGAAGCUGACAGAGGACAAGGUUCUCUCGGCUGCCAUGGACUUGAAUGUGCUUACCGAAUUGAGCAAGGUGGAAGGCAAGACGAUUGAAAAGGUCGAGAACGAGCUUGCUCUGCUUGGCAGCCUACCCAGACAGCCCGCGCAAACUGCUGGCAGAAUCAACUACCUUCUGGCCAAGCUAGAGACUAGCCAGAGAAAGGUUGAGGCGUACGAGAAGGAGAUGGCGCCUCUCAAGAAGACACUUGCUACGGAAUACUAG